CGUUCAUUAGCCGUCAGUCUCGUGAGAAAAAUCUCACGGUGAACAGACACGAGCAGAAGAGAGCGUACCCCCGCGGCAGACACAGGCACAAGUUGGUGCCGGACGCGCGCGAUGCCGCCGAGCCGCGCCUUGCUCGCCGUCGCCGCUGCCGUGCUCGUCCUGGUCGCUGCCACCACGGAGAGGGGCGUCGCCGCCCAAACGACAGUGGUCGAUCCGGACAGCUGGGCAGAGGCGGCGGAUCACGGCGCUGCUUGCACGGGUACGGUGGAGGAGUGCGUGGGCGGCGGCGCGGCAGCGGCCACCAGGAGGGAGCUGGCCGGGGGCGGGUACAUCAGCUACGACGCGAUGAACCGCGGCCGUGUGCCGUGCUCGAUCCGCGGCGCGUCAUACUACAACUGCCGGCCGGGCGCGCCGGCUAACCCCUACUCCCGCGGCUGCUCCGCCAUCACCAGGUGCCGAGGCUAGCGAGCGAGCUGGCUCAUGGCGGCAUGGUCUGAAUUGCUCAGUUCUUGCAGCUUGUAAGACAAAACCUCCUUUUCUUUGGUUUCUUUUUCAAUUUUUGGUGAUCUUGGGAUUCUAUAGUUGGCUUGAGAUUGAUCACAAAAUCUUGGGGGUUCUAUAGAUGGCCUUUUCAAGUUUCUUGCUCCAUAAUUUUGUAAUUGGCAUUGGUAGGCGACAAGAAUCCCUGAUUCAU
Messenger RNA from Phragmites australis (common reed), 694 nucleotides. RefSeq names its product rapid alkalinization factor-like. The transcript has a single exon. Bases 112 to 465 code for a protein of 117 amino acids. The record is from RefSeq and is a predicted model, not a curated record. Lineage: Eukaryota; Viridiplantae; Streptophyta; Magnoliopsida; Poales; Poaceae.